This is a messenger RNA of Pseudo-nitzschia multistriata, 2275 nucleotides long. The record is from the annotation of a GenBank genome assembly. Lineage: Eukaryota; Bacillariophyta; Bacillariophyceae; Bacillariales; Bacillariaceae.
UAGGAUGUGACCAGAACGAAGAUUCUUUUGGGCACAAAAAGAACACACCGAACUCUUAACAAUGAUCCCCGUCAUUUACAAAAGUACUAAAACGAAGGCAAUCAACCAACCAUAAAGGACUCGGAACGAUCUGUUCGCCGAAGGAGAAGGAGGCAGUGGCAUUUUGUUGGUCGGUGCCAAUUGAAACGUGCGACCAAAGGAGGCUUCCGUUGCUGCGGUUUUCCCGUUGCGCUCCUCGGCACGACGGCGACGAUUGUUUGUGGUAGUAGUGAGAGACACCGUUCCGCUGCAGUCGAACGUGGUUUCGUCUUUGGCAAAAUACCCCGCCGUGAUUACCGAUUUCAAACUCAGGAUGUUGGAAGCAGCCUUUGAGAGAUCCACCUCGGUCAGGCCGUCGGCCUCGUAGUCAUCCACGAGAUAACGCGACAGGCCAUCGUUCUUGCAAAUCACUUCCUCGAACCGGCUGGGAAGAUACUUGAACUCAUUUGUUUCGUCGUCGUUCAAAACAGAAACGCACAGCCGAAAGUACUGACCGAUCGUGAACUGGAUGGUGCUAUCGUCAUCGAAUCUCUCCCCGUUCUCGUCACAGACAAAGGCUGUGACGUCGACAGACUCGGAUACCUUUGCCUCCGCGGAGGUUGCGUCCGUCUGUUCGAUGGAUACGCGGGUGAAGAUCGAGCCGAAUCUGGAACGAAUUAUGACGUCGACGACGAACCGCGUGUCCACAAAAGAGACGGUAUCGAUGACAUUGUCCGGGGGAUCUCCUGGGUUCGUCCCCGUAAAGUCGACCAUGAGCUCGGUAGUUGUCCGACCUUGCCAGAGUUGGCUUCAUCGUUGGCCUUGGUGAGUGCUUGAGUAUUCUCGUUGGGAAACCAGAUCUGGCUAUCGCCACUGCUUUCACCGAAAGCGAAGGGAUCCGUCAUGUUGAACACCGUCUUCCCAAUCCGUCCGUUCUUGGUCUGCGGGAAUGGUUGGCCGGGGAAGCGGUAUAGAGAAGAAUACUCGUCGAAGGCACGGGGAAGGAGCGUCAUGACGUCCUCGUCGAGCUGUGAGUCGAGGGUUCCAAAGCCCAGCAUAGUUCCCUGGUCGCAGCCCCCGUAUGCGGGAGCAUUGGCAUAGAUCUUUCCGUAUAGGGGCUUGCCGGGAUUGUCGGAGAGCUUCUUUGGGUUGGCCUCGAAGUAAACCUCCCCUGGCGAGCGAAAUGGUUUUGGGGGAUUUUGAUUCAGGUGUGAAGAAUUUCGUGAGUCACGAGGAAGUACAGAGUCAGAAAAAGAUUGCACGAGUUUUCCGAUGCGACGAAUACCACACCACACCACAUCGCAACUCAUCAUUUGCUGUGGUACAUACCGACAAAAAACGGAUCCAUGGAUACAACAAUGGCGCUUGGCUUGUUUUCCUCUGGUUUGCCAACCCCCAACAACUCCCAGGUGUUGAUGUUGCCUUCGGCGGGAUCAGGGCCCACCGAUGGAGCAUUGCUUGCGACGACCGACGGAGCAGAACUUGGUUCUUCGCUAGGGGGAACCGACACACCAAGAAUCUCGCCACCUAUGUCUGCCUUGGUUUUUAGAUCCUUUUCGAAAUCUCCGGUUGCAAUUGAAUCUUCGAUGUUGGAAGCAAUUUCAUUGGGUACCACGCCGCUCUCUGGUGAUGCAACGAGCCGAAACGUCGUUACUAGGCACAUAGCUCCGGGAUCAGCAUUCUGCUGAUCUUCCAAUGUAUCGCAUCGAACAAGCUCAACUAUCAGGUCGACAUCAACAUCUUCAUCGAUAGCCUCUUGAUCUGCUGCUAUCUCAAGUUCCGGCUCUAGUUGUCGACGGCCGCCAUUUUCUGCGAGAAACUGCUCGAUCAAAAAUUUUCUCAUAUUUUUGAUGUAGGUUUCGAGGUAGGCGUCAACCUCAUCUGGAGGAAUGAUGACCUGGACAGUAAACUGGAUCUCAGUCUGAGGAGUUUCGGUUGGAGAGUUGCUCGGCUCCCAUGUUUCCCCCUUGAAUGAAGGCCUACUGCUGACAGUUGGGCUUGGAGUUGGUGCGGCGGUCGGUGCAGCGCACGAAUCGUCUUUGGUCUGGCACCACGUUUCCAAACUAUUAGCCGCGGACUUGUUUGGGCAGCCGCUGUUGGUGAACAUUCUAUUUGUUUUAGGAGGUUUUGACCGCCCUGCUACCUCCGAGGGCCACAAAUAAAGACACUGGUUGAAGGAAUUUGCUUCCGCGAACAUAUCCAUCGUGUUUUUAACCUUCGAAAUAUCCCACGAAUCUAGUGGCUGGUUAAAUGCAGU